AUGUCGGUGGCCGAGAUAAACAAGAAUGAGGUCGACAUUGUCAUUGGGGCUCUUAAUGCUGACCUGACGCAAUUCUUGAGCAGCUGGAGAACCUUCUUCUCCGGAUUUCAUCUGAUUGUUGUCAAGGAUCCUGAGCUCAAGGAGGAACUCAACAUACCAGAAGGCUUUGAUGUAGAUGUCUACACAAAGACUGACAUGGAAAAGGUUUUGGGAUCAACCAAUUCCACGAUGUUCUCUGGCUAUUCUUGCAGAUAUUUCGGUUAUCUUGUAUCUAAAAAGAAGUACAUUGUCUCAAUUGAUGAUGAUUGUGUCCCGGCUAAAGAUCCCCAGGGGUUCCUAGUGGAUGCUGUUUCUCAGCACGUGAUCAACCUCGAAACACCAGCCACACCUCUCUUCUUCAAUACCCUUUAUGAUCCUUAUUGCGAGGGAGCGGAUUUUGUCCGUGGAUACCCUUUCAGCCUCAGAAGUGGUGUCCCUUGUGCUGCAUCUUGUGGACUUUGGCUGAAUCUAGCUGAUCUUGAUGCUCCAACACAAGCUCUCAAGACAGAGCAAAGGAACACUUCUUAUGUUGAUGCGGUUAUGACUGUUCCAGCCAAGGCUAUGCUACCCAUCAGCGGAAUCAACAUCGCAUUUAACCGUGAAUUGGUGGGUCCAGCUUUGGUGCCUGCACUUAGAUUGGCUGGAGAAGGGAAAGUGAGAUGGGAAACACUUGAAGAUGUUUGGUGCGGGAUGUGUCUGAAACAUAUCUCUGAUCAUUUGGGUUAUGGUGUGAAAACUGGUAAGCCUUAUGUGUGGAGAAACGAGAGAGGAGAUGCAGUGGAGAGCUUGAGGAAGAAAUGGGAAGGAAUGAAGCUGAUGGAGAAAAGUGUUCCCUUUUUCGAGUCAUUGAAAUUGCCCGAGAGUGCGCUUAAAGUUGAAGAUUGUGUGAUUGAGCUUGCUAAAGCGGUGAAAGAGCAGUUGGGUUCAGAUGAUCCUGCAUUCACACAAGCUGCUGAUGCGAUGGUUAAGUGGAUCCAGCUCUGGAAUUCUGUUAACUCAAGCGGUUAA
Molecule: messenger RNA, 1047 nt
Organism: Arabis nemorensis
Lineage: Eukaryota; Viridiplantae; Streptophyta; Magnoliopsida; Brassicales; Brassicaceae
Source: the annotation of a GenBank genome assembly